Anoplophora glabripennis (Asian longhorned beetle) is the source of this 1392-nucleotide messenger RNA. RefSeq lists its product as uncharacterized. The record is from RefSeq and is a predicted model, not a curated record. Lineage: Eukaryota; Metazoa; Arthropoda; Insecta; Coleoptera; Cerambycidae. The coding region runs from base 81 to 782 and encodes 233 amino acids. The transcript is spliced from 4 exons.
GUAAGAGCCCAUACAGUGUGUUGUUGGAUGAGUGGGUGUGUUGUAAUACUUUUUAUAGUUCGACCCGUGGAUUAAGUACGAUGAAAUUCGCCUGCUUUAUACUCGCAGCGUGCGCCUGCGCAUGCGUAUCGGCCGAUCCUGCAAUCAGUCAGAUCAGGCCGGUGUCCAACAGGCCCGGAAGGUUCCUCUCACUGCCAAAUCCACAGAAAUGUUCAAACAGGCCGAAACAGUUCUUCUACAGGGGCCACAACUACUUCUUCAGCGAACAUGUACCUGAACUUGCAGGAAGGAAGGUGGACUGGUUAGACGGCAGGAAUAUCUGCAGGGAGUACUGCAUGGACUUGGUUUCCAUGGAAACGCAAGAGGAGAACAAUAUGAUUUUCAAACUGAUCCAACAAAACGAUGUCCCCUACAUCUGGACGUCCGGCAGGCUGUGCGACUUCAAGGGCUGCGAGAACCGCGCCGACCUCGAACCCAAGAACGUCUUCGGUUGGUUCUGGUCCGCCAACCGCGAGAAGAUCCAACCCACCAACAGGACGCCCGCUGGCUGGGGCUACAACCCCUGGUCUCAGACCGGCCACAAGAAACAGAGGCAACCCGACAACGCUGAAUUCGACAUUAACGGCACCAGCGAGUCCUGCCUCUCCAUCCUGAACAACGUCUACAACGACGGCAUCGCCUGGCACGACGUCGCCUGCUACCACGAGAAGCCCGUCAUCUGCGAGGACUCCGACGAGCUGCUCAACUACGUGGCAUCCACGAACCGCGGUAUCCGCUUGUAGAUGUCCCCCUUUUCCGAGACCCGUUUUACAUUUACCAAUUUUUGACCCAAUGAGUUGAUAAAGAAUUGGCCAGAUUAAAUUGACAAGUGUUGAGGUAAAUUUCCUAGCUGCGAUAAAUUGGACAAGAUAGUGGCCAAUCUUCGUGACUUUUCGUCACUUUUGAUAUUCACAGAUGCCACCGAUUUUAUUUAUUUGUAGGCAAUAGCGGGAAUUUUAUAAUUUAGGCCGAAUCUCGAUGAGAACACAAUAUAUUUACUUGUUGACGUUUCGUCAUCAUAUAGUGUGACAUCCUCAGAAUAUUACAGUAAAAUUAAUCAAUAACAUAAAAUCAUGUUCCAGUGCGAAAUAUUAUUAUAGCUAGUUUAGUUUUUUAGAUUAUUUUGUUAUUAUUAAUGUAGUCAAUUUUCAAUUCAUAGAAUUCUGGGUAUUAACCUAAAUUUUUUUAUAAAAAUUUAACCAUGGUGCUCUGCGGAUGUUAAAAUAGUGUUGCAAAUAAAUAAAAUUAAAGUCGCUACUAAUAUUCUUCAUAUGUAGUAUCAAUUUUGUUUUUGUUAAUAGCCUUUUUCAAAAUAUUUAAAGAGGUAGGUUCCAUAUACCGGGUAGGAAAGUA